AUGCAAAUUAAAUGGAAUAAUAAACCUCAAAAGCAGACAAGAGAAUUGACGUAUAUUAAAGAGUCGUCACAACUAUGGAUGAAGAAGCUGUUGAAAAGAAUAAACAGUCUUUGCAUCGACUUCAAUUUUACAUUGUGCAAAAAACGUCCAGAACAAGAAAGAAGAAAGAUUUCACUUUAUUGGAAAGAAAUGAGUAGCAUUCGCCAACAGAAAAAAGAUCUCAGGCCAAUUUAUAACAGCAACGACUUACUAAAUUUGAUUACAGAAAUGAGGAAUCCAAACCUAAAGGCGGAUUGUGGCUCUGACCAUUCCCUUCCAGCUCUUCUUCAACUACGUCUAAAAUGGCUUUCAUUUGUUGAUGUAAAGAACAGAUUUGCAACAUUUCUUGAUGCCAUUAUUAACAAAGAACAAGCAGAAAAUGUUUUUGAGGUUUUAGACUCACAGGAAGUCAAAGGCGCGUUAGAAAUCUGUAAAACUGGUUGCCCUCCUGGAAACCGUGGUUCCCUCUGGAAAUUAGCAGUUGGUCUGGACGAGCAGAGAAACAAUCAGAAUUAUUACCAGUACAUGAAAGAUUUGUAUCUUGACUAUGAAAUGAUGAUCGAUUCAAUAAUUGAAGAGGAUAUUGCAGGGACAGUAACAAAUGACGAUCAGUACUUUGUUUUUGAAGAAUUUAUCUACCAAAUCCUCCUGCCUUUCACAAGAGAUCCUCACACAUUUCUUCCUAAUGAAGCAUUUUGGAAAACAUCUACAAAUUUGUAA
Octopus sinensis (East Asian common octopus) is the source of this 759-nucleotide messenger RNA. RefSeq names its product TBC1 domain family member 19-like. The transcript is spliced from 2 exons. The record is from RefSeq and is a predicted model, not a curated record. The coding region runs from base 1 to 759 and encodes 252 amino acids. Lineage: Eukaryota; Metazoa; Mollusca; Cephalopoda; Octopoda; Octopodidae.